UGGCCUUUUCACGUUUUUAGUUUCUGUUAAUCCUUUGAACUAUUUUAUUACAAAUGUAUUAUUGUAAGUUUGGCAAAAUUUGAGAUAAUUAUCUUUGUAAAGUGUGUAACAACCGUAAUGAAGAACAUAUUGAAAAAGUGAUUAUCGGAUUUUAAAAUACAAUCGAUAAAACAAAAACCAACUUUAAAAUUUUAUAUCAAUAUAUUUACAAUGUCCAGUAAACAAGGAAAAUCUAUCAACAUUAUUAAAAAGAACAUUUCUCGAAAGUAUGAAGGUAAUCCUAACUUGAAAUUAAAAUGUGUAAAAAGUGACACGGAUCGAAUCAACCAUAUAGAGCUAGUAAAAGAGAAAGUUAAUAUUUGUCCUAAUGAAAAACAAUAUAAAACACCUCAAAUGAAUACUAUUUUGCGUGAAGUUAAUCAAAUUGAAAACGUUCAGUCUUUGCGCCCACAAGUAUUUAAAAAGGACAUCGAUUUAACACCACGAUCAAAAGCUAUAAUUGCUCCCAAGGUCACUCAAAGGCUGAACUUUAACACAGACCAAGUGGUGUUUAAAAAUCUUACACCAAUUAAUGUUAAUGACACAAUAUUGAUUCAGAAGCAGUGCAGCGCAAAUCCUAAUAAAUACAAAAAGACUAACAAAACACCAUCGCCGGAUCUCUGUCACUGGCUCGAUCGCAUACCAUCGUUAAGACAUGAAAUACCCGAACCAGAAAUUGCUUUAGAGUUUUGUGAAAUUGAAAUCGAUCCAUUUGAAAGUUAUCUUCAGUUGAUAAAUUGAUAUUUUUUAUUAUUUAUAUAUUUAUAAUGUACCAUUAUCUCAUAAUAUAUUUAUCCAAUAAAAUUCAUAACUACUAAA
Bactrocera dorsalis (oriental fruit fly) is the source of this 858-nucleotide messenger RNA. RefSeq lists its product as uncharacterized. NCBI's taxonomy places the organism in Eukaryota, Metazoa, Arthropoda, Insecta, Diptera, Tephritidae. The transcript has 2 exons. Bases 211 to 780 code for a protein of 189 amino acids. The record is from RefSeq and is a predicted model, not a curated record.